CCGACCCAUUGCUCCACACACACACACGCGAGCCUCACACUCUCUAAUCAGAUCAACCACAGACUCACAGUAGGACUAGCUUCAGCUAGCCUGCAGCGUCUGCCACUCCGGGCAUUUUCUUGCAUCAACCACGGCAAUGGCCACCGCUGAUGUCCAGAACCCAUCGGCCGCGCUGACGGAGGAGGCGCCCGCGGUGGAGACGCCGGUCGCCGCCGAGGAGGUCGCGAAGACGGAGGAAGCCCCCGCGCCGGUGGAGGCCGAAGUCGAGGCGCCUGCCCCCGUCGAGGUUGAGGAGACCAAGGAGGAGGCGCCGGCAGCAGUUGAGGCAGAGGAGACGAAGGAGCCCGAGCCAGCAGCUGCGGCCGAACCGGAGGCCGAGGCGCCCGCCGUGGUCGAGACAGAGACCAAGGAGGCCGUGGCUGAGGCAGAGCCGGCGGCGGCCGAGGAGGUGAAGGAAGAGGCGGCGCCUGCUGCCGAGGCCGAGCCGGCCGCUCCCGCUGCUGCUGAGGAAGCACCGGUGGAGGCAGCCGCGGCCGCGGUGGCCAGCGUCAGCGUGUGAGGCGCCAGCGCGCGCGGAGGAGGAGCUGGCUGGGUCAGCGUCGACGGCGGCGGCCGUGUGCUCCUACGUGGCACGGCGUGAUGCUGAGUCAGCCAGUGGAGUGGUGCUACUUUUUACUAGGUGUGGAGUGGGAGUGCUAUGCGCGGGGUCGUGUGACGUGGGCUAAAUAAAAGUGUUGUCGGGGCCAGUCGACGCCCAGUGUCGGGUCAGCAGCGAGCGAGCGAGCGACGCAGCGCCACUCUCGCCGGCACCCGUGUGCCUGCGUCUGCUCAGCUGGAGCUUUGUUACGGUGUGUGUCACAGUGUCAGUUCCACCUAUGAUCGAUUGAUAUCCUAUCCGGUUUGUGUACCUCUCU
Messenger RNA from Triticum dicoccoides, 914 nucleotides. Its product is annotated as induced stolen tip protein TUB8-like. The coding region runs from base 137 to 559 and encodes 140 amino acids. The record is from RefSeq and is a predicted model, not a curated record. Lineage: Eukaryota; Viridiplantae; Streptophyta; Magnoliopsida; Poales; Poaceae. The transcript is spliced from 2 exons.